This is a messenger RNA of Trichoplax adhaerens, 507 nucleotides long. RefSeq lists its product as uncharacterized. The record is from RefSeq and is a predicted model, not a curated record. NCBI's taxonomy places the organism in Eukaryota, Metazoa, Placozoa, Uniplacotomia, Trichoplacea, Trichoplacidae. The transcript has 7 exons. Bases 1 to 507 code for a protein of 168 amino acids.
AUGAUCAAUUUGUUUUCUAUUAAACAGCAAAAAAAGGAAGAAGAAGCUAAGGGAGGCAAUACAAAUCGAAAACGCGCCUCGGCAGCCCAACUUCGAAUUACCAAAGAUGUUAAUGAAUUGACAUUGCCAAAAACUUGUAAGAUUGAUUUCCCCAAUCCUGAUGAUUUAUUAAAUUUUAAAUUGACGAUAUUGCCUGAUGAGGGCUUCUAUAGAAAUGGACGAUUUGUUUUCUCCUUCAAGGUAAGCGUAUAUCAUCCGAAUAUCGAUCUUGAAGGCAACGUCUGCUUGAAUAUACUGAGGGAAGACUGGAAACCUGUACUGACGAUUAACUCCAUCAUUUACGGGCUACAGUUUUUAUUCUUAGAGCCAAAUCACGAUGAUCCAUUAAAUAAAGAUGCUGCUGAUGUUUUACGUCAGAACCGUCAAUUAUUUGAACAAAAUGUCAGCAAAGCAAUGCGUGGUGGAUACGUUGCAGGCGCUUACUUUGACCGAUGUUUAAGAAAUUAG